AAGUACUGAGUGACAAGAAGGGAAGGGGUUGAUUGGCCGCCCUCGUUUCUCGAGCAGAAUAUCUUCAAUGCCCCGAAUCUCUUCUCAGGGCAGAGACGUCCGCCCUCUUCACGAUGCGGCGAAAUUGCGAGCCGCAAAUCUUCAAAAUGCCUACUCCUUUUUGUUUCCGUUUGUGCUUCUCCACCUCGUCCGAAAGCUUCUUUCUCUGGCCUUGGGGCGCAAUUGACGUCGUGCCUCGAUGGUUUAUCCCAGCGCUAUGGGCAUGGUCAGCGAGGCCUCGGCUGACCCUGCACCCGCACCUGUGCCCGAGUACGACCUUAACGACCUCGAUAAUCUGGUGUUGAGCCGAUGGAGCGGAUCAAGGCCCCGGGUCUGGGCGGAAUGUCGACGUCGGUGCAAAAGGGCUCUUUUCGAAUGAUGGGUGGACGUUCCGAGAACAAGUCGAGAACCGCGAGUACCAGGAAGCACCUGAAUAUGACCAAAAUGUCGAUAUUAUUGAUCUUCACCUACCGGCAGUGCACGAGGACGGGAUGUGGACUUUUCAGGAGCAUACCCAGAUGAGUGACCAUCAGGAGGCUCCCGAGCUUGAG
Mollisia scopiformis is the source of this 590-nucleotide messenger RNA. RefSeq lists its product as uncharacterized. The transcript has 2 exons. Bases 239 to 418 code for a protein of 59 amino acids. The record is from RefSeq and is a predicted model, not a curated record. NCBI's taxonomy places the organism in Eukaryota, Fungi, Ascomycota, Leotiomycetes, Helotiales, Mollisiaceae.